AGUAGUAACUCGUAGUAACUUGUAAUCCUACCAUUCCAUGGUAUCUGCGUCAGUGUGCAUAGUUUCGUUUCAGAAUGCAAGCUACCGGGCGUCUUCAACUCAAGUUGAAAUUAAAUAGCUGCUUUGGUGUUUUGACUUGAGAGACAGUGAGAAAAUGUCUGAUAGCGUCAGUCGCGCUAUAAACCGUACAGCAUGUGAGAAAAUAAACCUUGAUUUUACGCACGUUUUUUUGCCUGCGAUAUUCGUGAUCGUUUUUGUUGUCGGGACUGUUGCCAAUUUCUGGGGGUUGAAGAGUGUGUUUAAAGGAUGGGAUAAAAUCGGAAAUAUAAACAUAUUCAUUCUGAACCUCGGGAUUGCGGACUUACUCUACUUAUUUACGUUACCUUUUUUGGUCGCAUAUUACGCACAGAACAGCAAAUGGACCUUUGGACAAACAUUUUGCAAAGUCACCAGGUUUUGCUUUAAUCUAAACCUCUACGGCAGUAUUGGAUUUUUAACCUGCAUAAGCAUCUACAGAUACCUGGGAAUUGUGCAUCCAAUGGAAGUAAUGGGAAAAAUCAACACCGGCCAUUCCAUGGCAAUAAGCUCGUUGGUAUGGGUUUUGGUUGUCAUUCAGAUACUUCCAGAUAUGUUCUUUGACAAGACUUCGGCAAAUUCCUCAGAUGCAUGCUACGAUACAACGUCUGACCAUCUUAUCAAUGAUUAUCUGCCAUAUAGCAUUGGAUGGACUAUUACAGGAUUUGUCAUACCGUUGCUUAUUAUUCUGGUUUGCUACGGUCAUAUAAUUAUAGUCCUUGUUGUCAAAGCCAACGUCAAUACUUUAUUGAAACAACGCUGCCUAAAACUUGUAAUCUUUAUGACAGUUUUAUUCUCAGUUUGCUUUAUCCCAUAUCAUGUACUCAGAAAUCUGAACUUGAAGACACGAAUCUUGAAAAUGCAGGGCACAUGCCACGAAAGCUUCGAUGACAUCUAUGUUGCUCAUCAAAUCAGCCGUGGCCUGGUCUGCUUAAAUAGUGCGAUAAAUCCUUUGAUUUACUUGAUCGGAAACGACGAUUUCGUAAUGCGCUUUCACAAUGUUAGCAAACGUGCCCGAAUGUUCCUUGUUCAUUGGACUGGUGCAAUCAUCUAUCGUAAGCCACCUGAAACCGAGGAAGAAAGCGAGACUGUGGCCGCAAGAGAGGAGGAAGUCAUAUGAACUAUGCCAAGCCCUUUUACAAUUAUGAGAACUUUUUUUAAUUGUUUGCUUCUUAAACUUCCUAGCAUUGUAUGGCCACUAGGCUACAGGCCUAUUAAGCACGUUGAAUGUAUGCCUUUGUCUUUGUUGUAUGACUGCUUGCCAGCAUUCUGCAAACUGAAGUUGGAGUUACCUGUUUGUGUCCAUGGGGAUAAACAUUCACGAUUACAGUAUAAACAGUCUGUGUUCAGAUGAUUUAAUAAAAAAUCUCGCCUAAUCAACAGUGUUAUGAAAGUGAAUACAAUAC
This is a messenger RNA of Osmerus eperlanus (European smelt), 1481 nucleotides long. RefSeq names its product P2Y purinoceptor 1-like. The record is from RefSeq and is a predicted model, not a curated record. The transcript has a single exon. Gene Ontology annotation, cellular component: membrane. Bases 155 to 1195 code for a protein of 346 amino acids. Lineage: Eukaryota; Metazoa; Chordata; Actinopteri; Osmeriformes; Osmeridae. Gene Ontology annotation, molecular function: neuropeptide receptor activity. Gene Ontology annotation, biological process: G protein-coupled receptor signaling pathway.